Sinocyclocheilus grahami is the source of this 975-nucleotide messenger RNA. RefSeq names its product UDP-GlcNAc:betaGal beta-1,3-N-acetylglucosaminyltransferase-like protein 1. NCBI's taxonomy places the organism in Eukaryota, Metazoa, Chordata, Actinopteri, Cypriniformes, Cyprinidae. The transcript is spliced from 12 exons. The coding region runs from base 1 to 975 and encodes 324 amino acids. The record is from RefSeq and is a predicted model, not a curated record.
AUGCAGGCAGGUCUGCACAGCUCUGUUAUUUGUAUUCUGCCAGUGAUCGUGCCCGUGUUUAAUGAUUGGCUGGAUGAGUGUCUGCAGGCCAUACUGGAGCAGGGUUUCCCGGGCCGAAUGGAGCUGUCUGUGUAUGACGACGGCAGUGAUAACUCCAGAGAGCUGCUGGAGAGAUGGAGGCUGAGGUUCGAGGACAGAGGCCUUCCCAUGCUGAUCUCAGGCCACAGCUCCUCCAGCCCACACGGAGUUGGAUUUGCUAAAUACCAGGCGGUGUGUCAGAGCUCUGGACGAUUCCUCUGCUUUCAGGAAAUUGUGGGUUGUAAAGUGUGUCGAGUUCCUGAAGACUCCACUGAGCGUUACACCAGGUGGAUCAACUCUCUGAGUCCAGUGCAGCUCCUCACUCAGGUGUACAGGUCUCACGGGCCGACGGUCAUCAUGCCCGCCUGGUUCUGUUCACGUGACUGGUUUGAGAAAGCUGGACCAUUUAACGAGGCUCUUGGCGUCCCUGAGGAUCUGCUCUUCUUCUACCAGAGUCUUCGUCACGGAGGUCAUGUGAUCCGAGUGGAUGAGUGUUUGCUGGUUUAUCGCUAUCAUGAACACGCAGCUACUCAUUCUGUGCUGGAAGAGACCAUCUGGAGUCUCCGCGUCCACUUCCUGCAGGAGCGAGUGCUCAGCCAAUGGGAAUCAUUCACCGCAUGGAAUGCUGGGAAACAGGGCCCACAGAGCUUGAGUCCCACCAAUCAGAAGAAGGUGAAAGCGUUCUGUGACGUAGACGAGAACACAAUUCAGAAGGGCUUUUACUCGUACGAGGAGUCAAAGGAACGGUUAAAACCCAGGAUUCCUGUGCUGCACUUCACAAACACAUCGCCGCUGUUCAUCGUGUGUGUGAAGCUGGAUAUGACACGCGGAGUCCUGGAGGAAAACCUGUGGUCGCUGCAGCUGAAGGAGGGAAUCCAUUAUUAUCAUUUCAACUGA